AUGGCUCCCCUCGUCCGCAUCCUCGUCCUCGCCGCCGUUCCGCUCGCGCUCGCCCGCACCGACCUCGCCGGCUGCACCUACACCGACCUCGUCAUCAAGCCGACGCAGCAGGCCGCCUACGCCAGCCGCCUCUACUACGUGCCCGACACGGGCGAGGUCUGCGCGCUGCUCGACUGCGGCGGCGGCCGCGCCCCGCCCAAGUCCACCGUCCCCGGCUGCCCCCUCUACACCGGCACCGAGACGUACCAGCCGUCGUACAUUAACCCGCAGACGCUCGGCAAGGCGGGGAGCAGCGUGGCGAUGGCGACGGCUCCAGUGACGCCGACGGCCGCGGACACCACCACCACCGCGGCCAGCACCACUGCUCCGGCCACCGCCCAGGGGUCCGUCACUAUCCUGACCGGCACCAACACGCCGUCAAGCACCGCCGCGAGCUCCGCUGCUGGCGGCGCGUCGACGAGCAAGACGGCAGCGGCAUCGGCCAGCAGCAGCAGUAGCAGCGCGGCCAAGACGACGAGCACCAGCUCUGCUGCCGGCGCGAUGCAGACUGUGGGCGCUGUUCUGCCCUGCGUGGUGGCCGCCAUUGCCGCCGGUUUGGCCUAA
Cordyceps militaris CM01 is the source of this 603-nucleotide messenger RNA. Its product is annotated as siderophore biosynthesis enzyme, putative. The transcript has a single exon. The record is from RefSeq and is a predicted model, not a curated record. Bases 1 to 603 code for a protein of 200 amino acids. Lineage: Eukaryota; Fungi; Ascomycota; Sordariomycetes; Hypocreales; Cordycipitaceae.